GACGAUGCUAGCGCAGCUCAAGCGAGAGAGCGGCGCAACCGACGCGAUCGCAGUCGCCAAGGCGCUGCUUGGCGCCGACUUUAUCUCGCUGGCCGACUGCUGCUGGGCGUGGCCGGUGCUUGUGGCGUCCGUCAAGGUGGCCACGCCCACGUCGUCGCUGCAAGCCAGCGCCAGCAUGCUCGCGCCGUUGCUCGCAUCGCCUCACCAAUUCCACAUCGAGUACAUGCACGGCCUCGGCCACGUCAGCGACGUCCUCCUGCAAUGGACCACAAACAUGGACGUGGCAGCGCGUAUGCUGCACGUGCUCGUGCACCAGCUCGUGCCCGACUACUUUACGAGCGCGAUGACUGGUCUCGAGAACGACUGGAAGUUCCUCUACGGCGUCGUCCAUCACUUUGAUCCGCGGCUCGGCCCGCACCUCGCCACGAUCCACGUCGCCUUGCCCGACCUACUCGCCUCGUGGAGCUACCGACUCUUUGUGGACGCCUUGCACCCGACGAUCGUCCGGCACGUCUACACGUGGGUCCUCGCCGAGGCUGUGACGUCCCGCGCCCGGUCCAAGUGGCUCGUCUCACUCAGUGCCGCGCUCUUACUCUACCUCGGUGACGCGCUGCUCUCGGUGGCCGACGCGCCGAGCUUCCACGUCGUUCUCCGCCACUUUUGCACCGUGACGCUCGGAGACGAGGCCAUCGCCAAGGCGUUUCUCGACGUGGCCGUAAAUCUGCACGGCUACAUCAAGGCUCCGUUCCCGCCGCUGCGUCUCCAGUCGCCACCGGACGAACCCUCGAGCGGCCGGCUCUUUGUCAGGCCAACCGCAGCGGCCACCUUGCGCCUCGCGCCAACACUGCAUCCGUGGCCACCGGCCCGGGACGGCGCGAGCUGUGCGCGGUACCUCCACCACCGGCCGCGAGCGUUCUCUGACAUUGAAGCCAGCAUUGAGAAGGACAUUCCACGCACCUUUGUGGUGCCGCCCGAGGCCGGACCGGCGCUCACCCGCGUUCUCACCAGCUUUGCGAUUCGCUGUCCACGCAUUGGGUACUGCCAAGGCAUGAACGAGAUCGCGGGCGUGCUGCUCGCGUCGGCCAAGAUGGACGAAGAGAAGGCGUUCUGGGCGCUGGUCUACCUCCUCGAAGACGUCUUGCCCGAGUACCACACGCACUCGAUGGCCGGUCUUCACGCGGACUGCAGUCUUCUCCAGUCCUGGCUGGUCCGCAACGAUCCGUACCUGAGCCAGCACUUGGCCGCACUCGGGCUCAACAUGGAAGUGCUCUGCACCACGUGGCUCGUCACGUGUUUCGUCACAAGCGCGCCGGCGCCGUUUUACGAGCGCUUGCUAGCAGCGGUGUUUGCCGCACCGUCGCCGCAGAGCGCGUCCCGCAUCCCGCUCGUGACAGCCCUCGCCAUCCUCUUGCAUCUCUCGCCGCAGCUCACGCUCGAGCGUGAAGCCGGCGUUGUGCUUCGGCGGCUCAAGCUCUUCUUGCACUCGUUGUCGACGCCCGAGACGGCCUCUUCGUUUCUCGAGACGUGCAGUUUGCUGUGGGCACAGCUGCCUCCACCCGAGCUCGCGUCGGCCCGCGACGUCCACUUGAGCUCGGUCCACGCAGUCUUUGACGCGCGCGAAUCCAAGAAGGCGGCGCUGCGCGAGCAAAAGCUGACGCCGUCCAAAGCCAUGGUGACGUCGUCCCGGCGCCGGUUUGGGCUUGUACCGAUCCCGUCACCGCCCAAGUCGCCGAUCCGCAAGCUCGGCGAGUCGGUGCGCAAGGGUUUUCGGAUACCGCGGUCGAUAGACGACGAUGACGACGACGACGACGGAGACAGUGACGCGUCGGACGUGUCAAUCUCGGUCCGACAACAUCUCGCGACCACCGCGCAGCUCUACGAGAGCGAGGCCAUUGACGCGGACGAGCUGGACGCGAUCCAGCGACGCAUCUUGACCUCGUGGCUCGACGCGCUGCAGACACCCGCGCACGUUGCGGACCGGGUGACGCAACUCAAAAACGCAAUUGACCCGGCGCCCGUCGAUGAGUUUGAGAUUGAUGUCGUUGAGACGCCCAAGAAAAAAGGCUAUGGGUGGCGCCGCGCCAAAGCCAAAGUCACUGCACUUGGCGCGCGGCUGCGACCUAGGGCCGUGCCCAAGCCGGCGCCCCGCGCCAUGUCCUUGACGCUGAGUCCGACGGCCCUGACGCGUGACGCGAUUGGCCAUGCGAUCUACGAUGACGACCAGCGCGUCACCAGGAAACUCGAGCUCAUGUCGCAGUCGCUCUUUGACGAAGCAGCGCAUUAGGCGCGUGUGAAUAUAGCAUUUGUCUACGCUUCCGAUAAGAUAUAUCCAACUCCU
Molecule: messenger RNA, 2338 nt
Organism: Saprolegnia parasitica CBS 223.65
Lineage: Eukaryota; Oomycota; Saprolegniomycetes; Saprolegniales; Saprolegniaceae
Exons: 6
Coding region: 5-2284 (759 amino acids)
Biological process (GO): activation of GTPase activity
Molecular function (GO): GTPase activator activity
Source: RefSeq, a predicted model, not a curated record